This is a messenger RNA of Lagenorhynchus albirostris (white-beaked dolphin), 6018 nucleotides long. It is a transcript of the gene TMEM131L, whose product is annotated as transmembrane 131 like. The coding region runs from base 45 to 4262 and encodes 1405 amino acids. Gene Ontology annotation, cellular component: membrane. The transcript has 32 exons. Lineage: Eukaryota; Metazoa; Chordata; Mammalia; Artiodactyla; Delphinidae. The record is from RefSeq and is a predicted model, not a curated record.
AGAGGCAAACGCGGCGAGCAGCGCAGAGGAGCGCGAGCAGCAGCAUGGCGGGGCUCCGACGCCCGCAGCCGGGCUGCUACUGCCUCACCGCCGCGGCCGUGAACCUCCUGCUGGGCGUCUUCCAGGUUCUCCUGCCCUGCUGUCGCCCGGGAGGGGCUCAGGGACAAGCGAUCGAGCCGUUGCCGAACGUGGUGGAGCUGUGGCAGGCGGAGGAAGGGGAACUCCUGCUGCCCACUCAGGGUGAUUCUGAAGACGAAAUGGAGGAACAGUCUCGAGAACAGAGCUUCUCAGACAAGCUAUUUAGUGGAAAAGCUUUACAUUUUCAGCCAUCAGUUCUAGAUUUUGGAGUUCAGUUCCUGGGACACCCUGCAGCAAAGAUUCUCUAUGCGUAUAACCCUAGCAGGGAGAGCGAGGUCGUGGUGAAUUCCGUGUUUACAGCUGCGGGACAUUUCCAUGUGCCUCCCGUUCACUGCAGGGUAAUUCCAGCAAUGGGGAAAACGUCCUUCAGAAUUAUUUUCUUACCUACUGAAGAAGGAAGCAUUGAAAGUUCUUUAUUUAUUAAUACCUCCUCACAUGGAGUUCUUUCUUAUCACGUAUCUGGCAUUGGCACUCGCAGAAUCUCUGCAGAAGGGUCCGUAAAACAGCUACCAAAUGCUUACUUUCUGCUUCCACAGGUCCAGAGCGUUCAGCUUUCACAAACACAGGCAGAAACCACUAACACUAGCCUCUUGCAAGUGCAACUGGAAUGCAGUUUACAUAAUAAAGUGUGUCAGCAACUAAAGAGUUGCUAUGUGGAAUCAGACGAUGUUUUACGGCUACAAAUGAGCAUAAUUGUAACAAUGGAAAAUGCCUCGAAAGAAUUUGAAGAAAACACACAAGAUUUGUUAGAUCAUCUCUCUAUUAUUUAUGUAGCUACAGAUAAAUCUGAGACCUCAGAUGAUUCGGCAGUGAACAUGUAUAUACUGCAUUCAGGAAACAGCCUUCUAUGGAUACAGGAUGUACAUCAUUUCUCACAGAGAGAUGCCCUAUCUCUGCAGUUUGAACCAGUACUCCUACCUACUUCCACAACAAACUUUACAAAAAUUGCCUCUUUUACUUGCAAAGCUCCAUCCUAUGACAGUGGGAUGAGAGAAGACAGGAAGAAAAAAAACACUCCGACACUAAAAGCGUGCCUCUCCUCUCCUGUGUCUCAAGGGUAUUUUCGAAUGGACUCUUCUGCCACCCAGUUUCACAUAGAGACUCAUGAGAACACAUCGGGGCUUUGGUCAAUGUGGUACCUCAACCAUUUUGACCGUGGUGUUGUAUUGAAUGAUGUGUUUGUUUCCAAGGAGACCAAGCGUGUUUUAAAGAUUCUGAAUUUCACUGGCCCUUUAUUUCUACCUCCAGGCUGUUGGAAAAUAUUUUCUUUGAAACUUGCCGUUAAAGACUUUGCCAUAAAUCUAUUCACCCGUGUAUUUUUGACUACAAACGUAGGUGCUGUUUUUGCAGUACCUCUACAGAUUUACUUGGCGCCGACCAAGGAAGGGAGUCUGGGUUUUGAAGUGAUAGCACAUUGUGGCAUGCAUUAUUUCAUGGGAAAAUCAAAAGCGGAAAAUCCUAACUGGGAAGGGAGCCUUUCUCUGGAUUGGUCUACCUGGGAUGUGGAUUCCGAACUUGCAAAUACACUGUAUGAAAGAUGGAAGAAAUUAAAAAAUGGUGACGUCUGCAAGAGGAACGUUUUAGGCAUGACUCGGUUUGCCCACUCGAAGAAAUCCAAGGAGUCCGAACCCUUUGCUCUCUUCCUGCCUCGCUUGAUCCCGGAGGCUGGCCUCGUGAUAAACUUCAGUGCCACCGCCCUGAGGAACAGCGUGGUGAAGUACUUUGUGGUGAAGAACCCUUCCUCAUGGCCAGUCUCCCUGCAGCUCCUGCCUGUCUCCUUGUACCCGAAGCCCGAGGCUGCCGCACGCCUGCUGCACAAAUGGUUUGGCACCGAUGUGCAGAUGAUUAAUUUCACAACUAGUGAAUUCCAGCUCACCAAAGCUUGCCCUUACCGGGGUGUGCGUUCUGAGGAAUCCAGGUUUGGCAUCCUCCACUUGCAUUUGCAACCUUUGGAAAGGAAAAGGGUUGGUGUAGUUUUCACACCAGCUGACUAUGGAAAAGUCACCUCCCUCAUCCUAAUCCGGAAUAACUUGACUGUUAUCGACAUGAUUGGCGUGGAAGGAUUUGGAGCAAGAGAGCUACUGAAGGUGGGCGGGAGACUUCCUGGCACUGGAGGUUCACUGCGCUUUAAGGUGCCCGAGUCCACACUGAUGGGCUGCCGGAGACAACUGAAAGACAGCAAGCAAAUUUUAUCAAUUACAAAGAACUUUAAGGUUGAGAAUAUCGGACCACUUCCUAUAACUGUGACAUCUCUGAAAAUUAAUGGGUAUAAUUGCCAAGGUUAUGGAUUUGAAGUUCUAGACUGUCAGCAGUUUUCCUUGGACCCCAACACAUCCCGGGACAUCAGCAUUGUGUUUACUCCAGACUUCACCUCUUCCUGGGUCAUCCGCGAGCUGACUCUGGCCACUGCGGCAGACCUGGAGUUUCGCUUCACUCUCAACGUAACCCUCCCUCAUCACCUGCUGCCUCUGUGUGCGGACGUGGUUCCGGGACCCAGCUGGGAGGAGUCGUUUUGGAGGCUCACCGUCUUCUUUGUCAGUUUGUCCCUGUUGGGUGUGAUUUUAAUAGCCUUCCAACAAGCACAGUACAUUCUGAUGGAGUUCGUGAAAACGAGACAGAGGCAGAAUGCCAGCUCCUCUUCACAGCAAAGCAAUAGUCCGAUGGAUGUAAUCAGCUCCCAUUCUCACAAAAGCAAUUGCAAGAACUUUCUCGAUACCUACAGCCCCUCUGAUAAAGGUCGAGGGAAAAGCUGUCUUCCGGUAAACCCCCCGCAGAGCAGGAUCCAGAACGCGACGAAGAGGAGCCCGGCCACCUACAGCCAUUCGCAGAAAAAGCACAAGUGCUCGGUCUAUUACGGGAAACACAAAGCCAGUGCAGCCGUCGCCGGCAGUGCCAGCGCCCCUGCAGAGGACAAGCAGGCCUCGGCCCCAGGCGGCUCCCUGGCUGCUGCUAAAGAGGACGCCUGCCCUGCCGGGAUGGGCGAGACCUGGGUGGGCCUCAAGUACACAGGUGGCCUAAACGUCAACCUGCAGAAGAAUCUAACUCUUCCCCAAAACUUACUGAGUAAAGAAGAAAACACACUGAAAAACGCAAUUGCUGUCAGUAAUACUUCUUCCGAGUGUCACGUGAAGGAGGGAGUACAGACAUGUAUGUUUCCUAAGGAAACGGACCUUCAGAUUUCAGAAAACAUAGCCGAGCUCAAGGAGCGAGAGGUCUGUCCUCUGAAGACCCCUAAGAAACUACCUGAAAAUCACUUGCCGAGAAAUUCACCUCAGUGCCAGUCAGACUUGCCAGAAAUUUCCAGGAAAAAUAAUGGGAAUAACCAGCAAGUGCCUGUCAAGAAUGAAGCAGACAAUUGUGAAACUUUGAAAAAGGUUGACACAAAGUCUGCUUCAGAAAAGAAGAUUCACAGAGCGUCUAAAGAAGACAUAUGUUCUGAGAAGCAGGACGUACCUUCAGUCGAGCAGGAAGAUCCUUAUAGGAAGAAGAGGCUUCAGGAGAAAAAAGAAGGAAACUUACAAAAUUUAAAUUGGAAUAAAAAUCGAGCAUGUAGAAAAAACAAGAAAAGGGGUGCUGCCCAGGUCUUGAGGCCUUCGGAACAGAGUGAAUUAAAGCUGGUGUGCAGUGAAUUUGAAAGGUCUGAGCUGAGCAGUGACAUCGACUUAAGGAGCUGGUGUAUCCAGGAAAACCCUGGGGAAGCAUGUAAAACAGAUGCUGGCAUUGGAAGCAGCUUACCUGCCUCGCAGGGAGAGGCAGAGGGUUACUUCCAGAAGCCGGGGAAGAAGCGCGUGGAGAAGUCCUGCUCAGACUCCAGCUCGGACUGUGGCAGCUCCUCGGGCAGCGUGCGGGCCAGCCGGGGCAGCUGGGGCAGCUGGAGCAGUGCUAGCAGCUCUGACGGGGACAAGAAGCCCAUGCUGGGCCCUCAGCACUUCCUGCCACCUGGAGACAGUGUUUCACAAAAUGACUUUCCCUCUGAAGCUCCCAUCUCCUUGAAUCUUUCUCAUAACAUCUGCAAUCCCACAGACGUGAGUAGCUUCCCCCGACACGUGGACGCCCCCUGUCCCAGCCUUCCUGCUGGGCCUGCGGCUGUUGAAGAAGAUAAAGUACAGCAGCCAGAGGGAUGAUAUUGAACGUGAGUCAGAUCACAUCACUGUCGAGACCGGGGAAGGGUCUGAGGCGUUUACCCUACUUAUUACGAGCUGACAAGUUAGCCUGCCAUGAUUUUGUAGCUGCUGCCAGAGGACAAGAGACUCCUGGGUCAGAGAAUAGGACGCUUAGCACAGCAAGCAGCCUGAGCGUCUUGUAAGCACACUUCCUUCAGGCCUCCAGUCUCUUGGGGGCGAUGCAGGGCCGCCCAGGUGGGCGACAUUAUCUUUAUUAUGUUGGACGAAGCAAACUUGCCCGUUGCUCUAGGGGGAGAUCCUGUCUCCAUCUUCUGAGGCUUUGUUUAGCAAAUAUCCUUGGAAAGAUAGGUCAGAACGUGGGCAGUCAGAGCAUCCAUUCCAGGAAGCAAAGAAACGUGAGACCCACAGAGAUCGUCUCGAAGCAGCAUACACACCCCUCGUUUCUGUGCGGUCUUGGCUUCCAGUCCAUUUGUUCAUGAGCACCUGAGUGCAGAGGCGGUUCUUGGUUGAUCUGAUCUUAAUCGGCUCAUGCAGCCUCUGGUCCCAGCGAUUCUCAACAGGACUUUCACGGCAGGAUGCCCCGCCCUGCAGGACUGACCGUAGGGUGCCUGCCCAACCGCUGAGCGAGGCCCCAAACACCAGGGCGACCUUAGGAGGUGGACCUCGUCCUUGAGAGACCCCCACAGCUAUGACAGCUACGUGGUCUCUGGUGGUGUUUCUUUAAACGCUCGAGGGUCUCUCUGACCACCGUGAGCUGCAGGUCUCCGGGUCUCCAGGCGGGUGAUUGCCGCCGGCUCCCACAUGGGGGUGCAGCCCUGGGGACGCACACGCUGCCUGGAAGGUGAGAGUUGUGUCCACGUAUUCCUGUCCAUGUAUUCCCCCCAUCCCCGUGUGGCCUGGUUGGCUGGUAGACCUUCGGGUUCCCAGUGCAUUUCGAAUAGUUGAGUCUAUUCUUUCUUUGUGGAGUUCCUGCCCAUGUGCAGAUGGCCAGUCUGCCCCUUUAAUCCAUGCCACCAACCAAUGGCGUCCAUCCGUGCAUCCCACGAAUGAGCAACGGCUGUGGCGGUGAAGGUGGAGACAAGCAGAGGUGCUGCAGGUGUUUGCUGGGAAGAGCAGGAGCCGGGUGUCCCCUGGAAAGGUUUAGGGGGACGGUGUUCAGACUGAGGUCAGGACCAUAUUGUUGGCACACCCAGCAGACAGGCGCUUCCACGGCUUGGGAGCGCCGAGCCGGGACAGGGUCCCUCCCGAGGAAGCCUCGGGGGCAAUUGUGGAAAACAGGACUCACUCACGUCACUCCAAGCCCGGUACCUGCAGGGUGCAGGGUGUUCUCUCCCCUGGUGCUGAGGUUGGCCCCCUCCACUGCCACAGAAUCCCUGUGUCUCAUCCCUGGGGCUGUAACAGCACCGUUUUCCCAGCUUCUUACUUCUUUUGUUUGUUGUUUGUCUCCGCUCACUUGAAUGUCAACGUGUUCACUGCUGUGUCCUGGGAAUCCUGCCGGGGCUUUGCAGGAAGCAGGCAGGCCCUGCAGUGCUUGUUGAGUCACUACCAUAAUCUCGUAAUCCGGGCCAGGAGACGGUUGUGUCCCGUCUGAAGUGCAGGUCAAAGCAGCGCGCGGCCCUUGGACUUUACAGACAGAAGGGCUCUAGCGGUGAAGCCGCGCGGGUGAUACGGGCUGGGGGCGGGGCUUCCUGGAGGGAGGAGAAGUCGAGCUGGUCCUUGCAGGAAGGGUGGCCGAGGGCUGCAUGAGAAGGAGGGG